This is a messenger RNA of Prunus avium (sweet cherry), 335 nucleotides long. The record is from RefSeq and is a predicted model, not a curated record. NCBI's taxonomy places the organism in Eukaryota, Viridiplantae, Streptophyta, Magnoliopsida, Rosales, Rosaceae.
AUGCCCUGCGGGGUCCACCUAUUAGGCCACCAGGUUGCUGAUGUCAGUGUGACUGAAGAUUUUUAUCAGCGGUUGUUGCCUGAAGCGAAUGAUGAUCAACACCAAGACUACGAAUCGACUUCCUUGUCUUUAGCAUCGAAGACUAGUCUUGGCAAGAGGCCUCGCGAAUCAGAUUUCAUGGCACUUGACGAUGAUCAUUGUGCUAACGCCCUCGACAUUGGUGAUCAUGAAGCUCAAUGGCUUACCUUGUUUACGGGACCAGCGGAUCACCCAAAGAGGAGGCACAUCGAUCUUAAUGAGGAGCCAAAGCAAUGAAGUUCCAAAGUGGUUUAUGU